Messenger RNA from Lasiosphaeria miniovina, 1298 nucleotides. RefSeq lists its product as uncharacterized. NCBI's taxonomy places the organism in Eukaryota, Fungi, Ascomycota, Sordariomycetes, Sordariales, Lasiosphaeriaceae. Bases 462 to 1265 code for a protein of 267 amino acids. The record is from RefSeq and is a predicted model, not a curated record. The transcript has a single exon.
GAGCUGCCGACGACCUCGGCAAGACUCGCAUCGCGCGGAAGAACCUCAAGGAAAACCCCCAGGUUGCGGCGUGGCACUUCUACCGUCGUUUUCGCCUGUUCCUAAGGGAGUAUUUCUUCAAGAAGUUCUCGGUUACGGCACAUUAGUACCGCUUUGAGUGGCAGGGACGUGGUAGUACAUAUUGUCUCGGGCUUUACUGGAUCGAAGGCGCGCCUACGCCAGGCUAUGAGGGCUUCUUAAACCCGGAGUAAAAGAGAGAGUUCCUUGAGCUUUGGGGACUUCACGUUUCGGCCUAGAACCCCGAACCCGUACGUCAACGCCCCCCUCAAGAAGACGACCCCCUCAAGGUCUUUCCUAGCGAAAGUACCACCUUCUCGGAUCUCUCCAAGGUACUCAACCGCGUCCAGCGUCACCGCUGUACCGAGGCGUACUGUCUUCGCAGGCGGAAGGUGAACGGCGUUAUGUCACGAGAAAAGCUCUGCCGCUUCUACUUUGAACGACCGCUCCACGACCAUGCUGUGUUGAUACGAGGGAUGAACCCAAAGUACGAGAUGUUUGACGGGGCCCGCCCAAACGACGGUAGGCUGAACAACUACGCCCGUGCAAUUGUACUUGGUUGGCUGGCUAAUACCGACUCUGUUCCUACCACCUCUCUUCGCGCCGUGCUCACCUACAUCUCGAAGUACUGCUCGAGGGCCGAGUCCCAGACUCAGCCUUAUAAGGAUAUCCUUCGCGAGCUUAUCCCUAGGGUUAAUAGCAGGCAGCCUUUGGUCACGUUGAUCUCGAAAAUGCUAAACAAGCUUCUCGCCGAACGUGAUUGGCCUGCGAUGGAGGUUGCUCAUUUACUUCUCGACCUUCCUCUGGUGGAGUGUAGCCAUAACGUCGUCCCCGUGGACUGCCGAGAUCCUCGCCUCGGACCUUGGGCCGCGUUUAUCCCGGCGGACCGAGAUAAGGUUAUGGAGGGUAAGAGCUUCUACACGAAGUACUGUGCCCGUACUGCCGAAUGGCGAGACCUCACUUAUUUCGACUGCUUGCGAAAUGUCAACUGUGGCCGUCGGCGCUGGACGCGUUUCGGGCCUAAUGCAAAGCCCCGUAUGCUUAGCUAUUUCCCUCGGUAUAAGUCCGAACCAGACGAGCCGGCUUUUGAAGACUUCGCUCGCGUAAAGCUCAUGCUCCACCACCUACAUACGACCAUCUAUUACAAACCGCUUGACUUGGUGGGUCGUUUGUCUGCCGGCGCAGUGGCGCCUUCCGAAGAGUGGUGAAUGCGAACUAAACUGAGGGCAAGCUCCUCCUGC